Messenger RNA from Tricharina praecox, 1361 nucleotides. RefSeq names its product FAS1 domain-containing protein. The record is from RefSeq and is a predicted model, not a curated record. The transcript is spliced from 3 exons. Lineage: Eukaryota; Fungi; Ascomycota; Pezizomycetes; Pezizales; Pyronemataceae. Bases 92 to 1141 code for a protein of 349 amino acids.
UGUCUCACACUAUAUACUACCCACUCGCAUUCUACUGAUUCCCCGGUCCGUCCGUCAUAUCUUUUCCCAUCGAUCGAAUUGAGCAUUCAAGAUGAAGAUCACAUCCCUCUUCGUUUCCGCUGCCUGCUUCUCUCUACCUCUCGUCUACGGCCAACCACUCAUCGACGUCCUUGUCACCCGGGGAUUCACCGAGUACGCCGCGAACCUCCAGGCGUACCCGGCGCUGCUGGCUCGGCUCCAGGACCGCAACGACAUCACAGUGUGGGCGGUUCCGAACAAAUAUGUGACAUCGCCCGAUUCCGCUACUUCGAGCCCACGCCUUGUCCGACGCCAAUCGGAAGUGGAAGUCAGCGCGAGCAUCAGCCACGACGGCAAGCCGCCAACCAGCGGCAUUUCCAAGCGGCAGGCUGGCGGGAAUGCUGCCAGCAACUUCAUGACCCUGCGGACAUUCCUUGAGGACCCCACCUUCGUUAACUUGGGUCCCGGACAACCCGGCAGAUACGUCCGUAGCUACACCGACUCGCCGCCAGGAUCGGACCAGGCAAAUAUCCAGAUCACGACGGGAUUGGGCACGGUCAUCACGCAGUUCUCGGGCCCGUUCAAGUACGACAAGGGCCUGAUCUACGGAGUCACCAAUUUCCCCACCCUGCCACGCCCACUGCCCGAGACGCUGCAAACGCUUGGUCUGGACACGUUCCACGCGGCGAUCACCGCAGCGGGGCGGGAGGACAAGCUCGACAACACACCUGGCGUGACCAUUUUCGCGCCAGCGAACAGUUCUUUGCACGGCGACGACACGAUCGACGUGGAUGCGCACACCAUCAGCGACGGCUUCUUUUUCCUCCCCGAGCUAUUCGACCAGAGCCCGCACCGGAGCGACGCCGGCACCACGCUGACCAUGACAUUCUCCGAAGGGUCGUUCUACGUCAACGGUGUCCGAAUCAUCAAGUCCGACAUCUCUAUCAAGAAUGGUGUCGUGCAUGUCAUCGAGAAGCCGCUGGAUUACUGCGGCGAAGGAAAGGAUGAUAAGAAGAAGGUGGAGUACAAGGCUCCCGCCGCGCCCACGCCGGUCAAGGAGAAGGAGCAUAAACCCGAGCCGACCAAACAUCACUACAAGCCUCGCGGUGCCGUCAGGAUUUAAGGAGGGAAGGGAAUGUAAUGAUACGGCAAGACCGAGUGAAUGGGUCGCUAAUGGUUAUGGAUGACGAUUUUUUGGAUGAUUACGGAUUUACGGGUUGACGGGUUCGGGUUGACGGGUGUGGAAUCUGGAUGCAUUAAUUAUAUGGCUCUCUCUCACAUGUUCAAGUGCGCGUUACCUGUGCCAGAUGAAUAUCUGCUCUAUUGUAACCAUUAACUUACAC